This is a messenger RNA of Hippopotamus amphibius kiboko, 4013 nucleotides long. It is a transcript of the gene TMEM150C, whose product is annotated as transmembrane protein 150C. The coding region runs from base 905 to 1654 and encodes 249 amino acids. The transcript is spliced from 12 exons. NCBI's taxonomy places the organism in Eukaryota, Metazoa, Chordata, Mammalia, Artiodactyla, Hippopotamidae. The record is from RefSeq and is a predicted model, not a curated record.
AGGGCGGCCUUGGAGUCGCCGCUCAUUGCCAGGGUCAGAAGUUGGCCCUGUGUUUGCUCCUCACGAUGAAAGAAAACCGCGGGAGAGCGCCGAGUGGCGGAGAACUGCGUUCAGCCAGUGGGCGCGGAAAUGAAUUUUAGCUGCUAUGUGCAAAACCCCUAGGUGUGUGGACAGAAGGGAGCCGACCAGAAGGUUACAACAGGUCAGGAACAAAUAACCGCCAGGCGGAGGCUCCCCGAUUCCGUCCUUCCUUUUGUUGGGUGAGGAGCGAGCGCCAGGCGGUCGCGUUCACAAAGGCUUUGGAAAGAAGCGGCUGCACGGUCCCCGCUCGGCUCCAGUCCCGGGUUUGAACUCAUGUCAUUGCAUGGAGAAUUAAAGAGGAUUGCUCUGGAUGAUAACUGCUCAAGAACGCCUGUGGAAGUCACAUAAUUUAUUCGUUAGAGUCUUUGCCUGACCACAGUCAUCACAGAAAGUCGACGAGGAGGAUGGGAUGACCGAAGUCACCGACGGAAAGCCCCACGGAGAUGCCCUGGGACUGCUCGUGGCUGGGAAGCAGAGAUGGGCCACAGAAGGGAGCUGGCAUCUGAGCUGUGAAAGGGGCACUUGGGAGAGCAUUGGCCUGAAGAAGUAAUCCAGGACCAAAGCCAAAGCAUCCUUGGUCUGGUGAAGGACACUCGAACCUUUGGAGAACCACCGAGGGGCACAACGGCUGGGGCCAGCCUAUUGAUCAGUUUAGAGUUCCAGUUUCAUGCCAAUCACUCUCUCUGAGAGUUGGGAAGCAUGCCAGUCUCUUAGCAGGAUGCUCAUAGGUGUUUGGACUACAGCAUGACUGUUCAAAGACACAUUCUUAGGUCCAGUUGUCUGUCCCCUGAUCUGAAAGAUCUAUCCAAUCAGGGGUACAGGCAUGGAUGGGAAGAAAUGCAGCGUGUGGAUGUUUUUACCCCUUGUAUUUACCUUGUUUACUUCAGCUGGAUUGUGGAUAGUAUACUUUAUAGCUGUGGAAGAUGACAAAAUUUUCCCAUUAAACUCAGCUGAAAGGAAACCUGGUGUGAAACAUGCACCAUAUAUAAGUAUUGCAGGUGAUGAACCUCCUGCAAGCUGUGUGUUUAGUCAAGUUAUGAAUAUGGCAGCAUUCCUAGCUCUUGUCGUAGCUGUUCUGCGCUUCAUACAACUGAAACCAAAGGUUUUAAAUCCAUGGCUGAAUAUUAGUGGACUGGUGGCGCUCUGUCUGGCUUCCUUUGGAAUGACCUUACUCGGUAAUUUUCAGCUCACAAAUGAUGAAGAAAUCCAUAAUGUCGGAACUUCCUUGACUUUUGGAUUUGGCACUUUGACCUGCUGGAUCCAGGCUGCAUUGACACUCAAAGUCAACAUCAAGAAUGAAGGACGGAAAGUUGGAAUUCCACGAGUUAUUCUCUCAGCAUCUGUUACUCUCUGUGUGGUCCUCUACUUCAUCCUCAUGGCCCAAGGCAUCCACAUGUACGCAGCCAGGGUCCAGUGGGGCCUGGUCAUGUGCUUCCUGUCUUACUUCGGCACCUUUGCUGUGGAGUUCCGGCAUUAUCGUUAUGAGAUUGUUUGUUCCGAAUACCAGGAGAAUUUCCUAAGCUUCUCAGAAAGCCUGUCUGAAGCGUCUGAAUAUCAGACCGACCAGGUGUAACCCAUCAGUUUUUCCUCGCUGGUGAGGUGGGUGUGGCAGCGGGGGACGGGCCAAGACACACCCACAGGACUUGAUGCAUAACCUCAUGACACGCCACACACGUACACCACACACACACACACACACACACACACACACACACACACACACACACACACACAUUCGUGGCCACAUUUGCCAAAUGAGCUUUUCAGGGCGAGUUAUGUAACGAAAAAGCACAAGCCCUAUGUGUCGAAACACACGCUGUUACACUGAAAAUAUAAUGCACGACAGAGCAAGAAGCUUGUGCAUGAUCACUUCUCUUUUUCCCUCUCUCCCGACACCCCCUGCUCUUCUUGUCCUCUUCACAUAUCCCAGACAUCGUGAUCCCCCUACCUUAGAGUAGGGCAGACCAAAUGUAACAUGGGAGUAAUGCCGACUCCCGAAGUUGCCUUCAGAUCCAAAGGGCUUGGAACCAGCUCAUGAGGAAACUGUGAAUCUGGCACCAGUGCUCUCGAAUGGACAGAGUAUCAUCUAGUUGGAUGGAAACUGUACAGAUGUGAUCCCGUGUAACCUGUGGAGGAUGUGGGAUCAACGACAGAACUUUCCCACAAGAACCCCCUUCAUCAUCGCUCAGCGAUUGGCGGAGCAUUCGACGAAAGGAAACGCUACAAGCUGUGAGAGGGAAGCCCGCCACGAUUUGGACUUUACUGCGACUGAGAAAAUAUUUCCAAAUGUGAACAUUUGCAGGGCCAUGGUCUGCCAGGCAUGGAGAGAUGGGGGCAGCGAGGGUGUGGUUUCAGUUUUGCUUCCAUAGUAUGCUAUGGUCCGUUUUUAUUUUCUAUUUCGUAGUUUGCUUUCUUUCUUUUCAAGUAACUACCAUGGGUCUCUUGAGGCCUCAUGGACAAGGAAGAUGUAGGCCAAAUGCACGAACAGAGCUUGUAUGCAGUUCAACCAUGAUAAAAGGGAAAAAAAAAUAUAAGGUUACCUGCAGGCUUAAUUCGCUGUUUUAUGUUUGAAGCUAAGAAAAUGUUCACAGAAAAGCACAAAGAAAUACGUAUGCAGGUAACAAAAAGAGCUCCUGCUGGACAUUGUAAAAGAGAGGAGUUUUAGAGCAUCUUGUUGCAAGUCUAAAUUGGGGGUGGGGGGGAGGAGUCUUAAUACGAAUCUAUUGCCCACGUUUAGUAUUUUGGGUGGCAAGGGGUUAAAGGCUUUUCAUACUUGGAAUUUGUAGAAGCUGAUUAAAAGGUUACCCUCCCCCAAAACAAACUGGUUCAGCUCAUUCCCUACAACCCAACACGUAGUUUCCAUCUGCGAAGAGUUUAAAACUCAACGUAUAUGCCUGGGCUUUAGAGGCUGUACUUGAUUUAAAAAAAAAAAAAAAAAAGCAGAAUUCUAAAUUCAGAAUGUAUUGGAGUGGGCCAAGCUGACAGACCCUCUAUGAAUGCACUUUGUUUCAAUAAAUCCCCCAAUUUAUUUCAUAGGGGGCUUGGGAUUUCAUGGAAUAUAAUGUGAAAGAUGUUUUUUUCAAUUCAACCCAAACUCUGAGCUUCUUGAGGAGGGGCUCAAUGACUUUUCAUCUCUGUAUUUACCCCCCCCCCCGACCCCCAUCUUAGCACAGUGCCUGGCACAGGUGAGGUGCUCAACAAAUGUCUGUUGAAUAGAAUUAAUGGUAAUUUAGAGUAGGAAAAAGGAGUAUCAGAGAAAGCCGCAAAGAUGAGCUAGAGAGAAUAGAAGAUGACCGUUUCAUGCAAGACAGGAAUGGAAGAAAAGGGUUAGGGAGGGGAGGGAGAGUACUGCUAAGGCAGCUGUCCCCACCCCUUUGGCACCAGGGACCGGCUUCACGGAAGACAACUUUUCCACGGACGGAGGGUGGGGUAUGGUCCAGGCGGUCAUGUGAGCGAUGGGGAAAUGGGGAGCGGCAGAUGACGCUUCGCUCGCUCACCCGCUGCUCGCCUCCUGCUGUGCGCCCCGGUUCCUCAUAGGCUGCAGACAGCUACCUGUCCACAGCCCGGGGGUUGGGGACCCCUGCUCUAAGGGACAAGUAGAAUGUGAGAAAAAGAAACCAGCAGAGUGUUCUCCUGUUAGAAAGGCAUCUUACUGUAAAUAGUCCAAGGUGACGUUUAUUAUUUUUGAAUACUGCUUUGGGAUUUUUUUUUCAUUUUUAUAUUUUAAAAAUUUUAUCAGAGAACAAACAUGUAUGAAGUUUUCUUUUACUCUACACAGUCCAAAUUAAACAGCUUUUGGUGAUGCACUGUACACUUUCUUAAGAGUAUAUCUAAUAGCACAUUUUAACAGAAUCAAGCAAUGCCUGGCAUGAUUCAUUGGGAUCUGACCACUAAAUAAAAUUCUUUUGUGCAGAAUUAUGAUUUUUUUGUCG